GUCGUCUAUAUAGCCUCGCCUCCCUCUCCUCUCCUCGCCUUCCUCCUCUCCCAUCCUUCCUUCCGCCCUCUCCCUCUCUCCUUCCUUCCUGGGUGCGCUCGCGGUUCUUGCGAAGCUGUUCGACCGAGAGGCGAGAUGGCGGACAAGGGGAAGGGGAAAGCCGUCGACGACACUGCCGGUACUUCGUCGCCGACUUCAGGAACUUCGUUUCUUGCAGCUCCCGGUGGCGGGGACGGGCGGGAGCUACCGACACCGACGACGAUGCUCCAGCAGCCGCUGAGCAAUCAAGCCCGUGGGAGUGCGCCCUUCGGCGGCCAGAACCAGAUCGCUAACCCACAGUUCGCUGGAGGUGGCGGCGGGGGCGGGUCAGGGGCGGGGUACGGGGGAUUCUCUCAGUUUGCUGACGGGCACGGGGGAUUCUCUCAGUUGCAUUCGAGGCCACCGGCGGCGAUGCUCCAGCCGACUCUGGGCAGUCAAGACUGUGGGAGUGCGCCCUUCGGCAUCCACGCGCCGAGCGGCCAAAACCAGAUCGCCAACCCCGGGCAGACGGGAACAGAGCAGCCGUUCGGCGGAGGUGGGGGUGGAGGCGGAGGCGGGGCCGGGUACGGGGGAUUCUAUCAGUCGACGCCGAUGGUCCAGCCGCCCGUGGGCAAUCCAGGUCUCGGGCACGGGGGAUUCUCUCAACCGGCGGCGACUCUGGGGUACGCGGGAUCCUAUCAGUCGACGCCGAUGGUCCAGCCGCCCGUGGGCAAUCCAGCCUUCCACGCCGGGGGGCCUUACACGCCGGCGUGCACUAUCUGCGAAGCGCCCACACCACUGCUCUGGAACGCGACGACUGUGCAAGCUGUCGGUCGCGCCGCCGGGUCGAUACCCGAGUUUCUUGCAGCUAUCGGUCGCGGCGGCUGGUUCUCUGCCUCUCAGUGGGCGGCUAAUCCAGUAACGUCGCCCUUCCUGUGGUGCGUUGGUUGCAAUUUUCCCGCGAAGCUUUUAUGGGACAAUCUGCCCAUGUGCCGGCCUUGCUACGGCCAGGCUCUCGACAAAACGGCUAGCUACGAGUGCGCCAAGGCUCUGGCUCAGAUUCGGGCUGAGAAGGCUCUGGCUCAGCAGCAAGUGGAUGCGGCUCUGGCUCAGGGUCGGAGGAUUGUCAUUGGUCCGCAGCGCCAGCUCGACCACGGCCAGUCUUCUUCCGCGGCGCCGCCCCACGCUCAAGCUCAACGAUGCCAUCGCUGCGGAGCGCCGGAGCCCACGCGGAUGUCGCAGGGCGGGUUUCCAGUGUGCGAGCUUUGCUUCAACAACUGA
This is a messenger RNA of Triticum aestivum (bread wheat), 1299 nucleotides long. RefSeq names its product zinc finger protein 503. Bases 136 to 1299 code for a protein of 387 amino acids. The record is from RefSeq and is a predicted model, not a curated record. The transcript has 8 exons. Lineage: Eukaryota; Viridiplantae; Streptophyta; Magnoliopsida; Poales; Poaceae.